Messenger RNA from Acaulospora morrowiae, 1545 nucleotides. The record is from the annotation of a GenBank genome assembly. NCBI's taxonomy places the organism in Eukaryota, Fungi, Glomeromycota, Glomeromycetes, Diversisporales, Acaulosporaceae.
AUGCUUUCAGAGACGUCUCUAACUAAAAAUUGGCUAAAGAUAAAGCUCCAAAACAUAAAAAGAAUCACCGGCCUCCAAUUCUCUGACGAUGUUCUGAUUUCAAUAUUGAUUUGUUUAAUCUCUGGAGACAAGCACUUGAUAUUAACAUGUAAACAAGAAAACACCGACGAACUUCGAACAAUGCUCGAACAGAUUUUUCACCACAUUUUCGGAUUAACCUGUUCCACCGUUACUUGUGAUCCAUCACAAACAACUGCCGAUUUUAUAACCAAUCUCUUCAGCAGACCAAAAGAUGAUAAUAAUGCUUUUGCUGGAUACGCCGAGGACGUGUCGAAUCGGUUGAAACCACAAAAGUCAAUCAAAUCAUUUAAGACAGUAAGCUCGACGAAAUCCACCGAACGAAAACUUUCUUACGAUAUCAAAAGGCUAAAGCGUCGAUCAAACAUCUCAAACUUAACUGAUGAUUCGCAUUUGCUUUCAAGUGUUUAUAACGACAACAUGGAACCAUCAAUAGCUGAUUCAGGAGAGUCCAACAUUCAGAAGUCCAGGGAACGUGUUCGAACUGCUGACAGUGUAAAGGAUUCACCAUUUGUAUCUGCCAGGCCACCGAGCCCUCAAAUACACUGGAAGAACAUUACAACAAGUCAACCCAUAGAUAUUCCUGACAGACCUUCGUCGCGUCCAAGUCUCAGCAUCAACACGACUGGAUUUUCAGGGUCACCUCGAAAAAAUAUGUAUCACCCGCAUUUUGUUCCACAGUCCCAAUCUCCGGCCACGCCAAGUGAUUAUGCUUUUUCCAAGAAAAAACAUGAGAGUGUUGCCACAAGCAGUUAUGAACCACAUUCACCUUACAUUAUGCACUCUCGAAAAUUGGCACAAGUAGCAAUAAUUGAAUAUUUAACUGAUGCAAACGAAAUUAUACAUGCAUUCAUAAUGGAAGAGAUUCUAGUAAAAAAGCAAAUCAUUGACAAAUCGACCACAUAUAAUUUACCAACACCAUUUAUUCUAAUUGCUUUGUUGCCGGCAACAUCCUCGAAACCAAAUUUACCCAAUUACUUGAUCGAUAGGUUUUUCAUUAGUUAUACCUACGAGGGGAUGCCCGGAGUUGGAAAAUAUCCAAUUACACCCAGUCGCAAAAACUCGGUGAUAAAACCAACGGAAAUUGAAGAGUUAUCAAAAAAGAUGGAUCAAGUUACGGUACAUAACGACAUGCAACGUUACAUAAGGGAUGUGGUGGUCGGACUACGUACACAUCGUUUAGUCAAAGGUGGCUUAACCGCUCGGGCGUCAAGUGACUUUGUAACACUCGUCAAAGCUUUAGCUGCCAUAUUUCAGCGUAGUUAUGCAACCCCAGAGCUUGUAUUAUUUGCUAGUGAAAAAGUAUUUUCACACCGGUUAAUAUUAAGAGAGUUCAAUGACGACAAAAGCACUAUGUACGGAACAAACAUGACGACACUAUUAAAAGCCCGAAGUCUUGCACCAAAGAUCCCGACGUCUAGCGAUGUCGUUGCAGAUGUCUUGCAAGCAGUUUGGCCUCCUGUCUGA